Molecule: messenger RNA, 1038 nt
Organism: Phaeoacremonium minimum UCRPA7
Lineage: Eukaryota; Fungi; Ascomycota; Sordariomycetes; Togniniales; Togniniaceae
Product: putative major facilitator superfamily protein
Exons: 6
Coding region: 1-1038 (345 amino acids)
Biological process (GO): transmembrane transport
Cellular component (GO): membrane
Molecular function (GO): transmembrane transporter activity
Source: RefSeq, a predicted model, not a curated record
AUGCCUGAGAUUCUUCGUCCCUAUACCUCCGAUGAGUUGCAGGUGAUGGAGAAAUCAUUAGUUCGCAAGAUCGAUCUACGAAGCCUACCGAUUCUUAUUGUACUAUUUCUACUGAACAUCCUUGACCGAAACGCCAUUGCCAAUGCACGGCUCGGUGGUCUGGAAAGGACAUUGAGAAUAGACGACGUCCAAUACCAGACCGCAGUUAUGGUGCUGUGGGCUGGUUAUAUCUCCAUGAUGAUUCCAUCGAACAUGUUGCUUUCGAUCUUCAAACCAAGAAUCUAUCUUCCCACAGUUGUAAUUGUUUGGGGCGUGGUGUCUGGUGCUACAGGGUUCGUUCAGAACUUCACUGGUCUGGUUGUUCUCCGGUUCUUGGUCGGCGUUGUCGAAGCUCCUUACUUUCCCGGCUGCGUCUUCUUCCUGUCAUCAUGGUACACCAGAACCGAGUUACCCUCGAGGAUCGCCAUUUUCUACAGUGGAUACACCCUCUCCUCUGCGUUUGGAGGUCUCAUCGCGGCGGGAAUUAUCGGGAAUAUGGAUGGAACCGGAGGUUAUCCAGCAUGGUGUCUGGCUGAUCCCAAGGCUUGGCUUCUGGUUCUUAUUCUCACUGGCGCAGUCGUGGGCAUGAGUUUUACAUACUUCUUCCCCUCCAUUGUUCAGACACUUGGCUAUCCUAAUAUCGAAACUCUCCUCCUUACCGCGCCACCGUAUUUCUUCGCUUGCAUAUUUUCUAUCACGAAUUCAUGGCACAGUGGCAAGACACAGGAACGUUGUUUCCAUAUCAUCACAGGCUGUGUUAUCUCUAUCGUUGGACAGAUCCUCUCGAUGUCAACCCACAACACUGGUGCUAGAUACUUUGCCAUGUUCCUCCAGGCAGCCGGAUCAUUCUCAGUCUUCCAAAUCAUUCUGUCAUGGAUAUCCACCACUAUCCCUCGACCAAAGGCAAAAAGAGCUGUGGCUCUUGCCUUGUGUACUGCUGUCAGCAACGCGACGAACAUCAGUACUUCGUACCUCUAUCCAAAGUCCGAUGCCCCGUAA